GAGGAACACAAUGAGGUGCUGCCGCCUCUGCAGAUUUGGUAAUUUAGGCGCUUUGGUCUCGUUCUCCUGCAUCCAUCCUCAAGGGGUCCCACGGCCCCUGGUUAGCUUGGGGCCGCCACACGGGGCUUCCCAGUUACUUUCUGGGCUCCGCUUACCCCUCCCCCCGUGCUCCGCAGACGCAGUCCGGGGCCCUUGGCGGCUUAUGCGCGUGGGCCUCGCGCUGAUCCUGGUGGGCCACGUGAACUUGCUGCUGGGGGCCGUGCUGCACGGCACCGUCCUGCGGCACGUAGCUAAUCCCCGCGGUGCCGUCACCCUCGAGUACACCACUGCCAAUGUCAUCUCGGUGGGCUCGGGGCUGCUGAGUGUUUCCUUGGGACUUGUGGCUCUCGUGGCGUCCAGAAAUCUCCUCCGUCCACGACUGCACUGGGUUCUGCUGGCAGUAGCUCUGGUGAACUUGCUCUUGUCCACUGCCUGUUCCCUGGGACUCCUCCUUGCUGUGUCACUCACUGUGGCCAAUGGUGGCCGCCGGCUUAUUGCCGACUGCCAUCCAGGACUGCUGGAUCCUUUACUACCGCUGGACCAGGGCCCUGGACACGCUGACUGCCCCUUUGACCCCACAAGAAUCUAUGAUACAGCCUUGGCUCUCUGGAUUCCUUCUUUGCUCAUGUCUGCAGCCGAGGCUGCUCUAUCUGGUUACUGCUGUACGGCAGCACUCACCCUCCGUGGGGUUGGGCCCUGCAGGAAGGAAGGGCUACAGGGGCAGCUGGAGGAACUGACAGAACUUGAGCAUCCUAAAUGUAAAAGACAGGAAAAUGAGCAACUAUUGGAUCAAAAUCAAGAAAUCCAGGCAUCACAGAAAAGUUGGGUUUAGGAGAGGUGCUGAUCCAGAGGCUCAGUCCACAGUGUUUUCCACUGACCCCUAGGAUGAUAUAAACA
Messenger RNA from Molossus molossus (Pallas's mastiff bat), 936 nucleotides. It is a transcript of the gene KRTCAP3, whose product is annotated as keratinocyte associated protein 3. The transcript is spliced from 6 exons. NCBI's taxonomy places the organism in Eukaryota, Metazoa, Chordata, Mammalia, Chiroptera, Molossidae. The coding region runs from base 11 to 871 and encodes 286 amino acids. The record is from RefSeq and is a predicted model, not a curated record.